AUGAUAUCGCCCUGCGAUCCGGCCAUCCUAAGCAACAAUCCCCAGUUCAAGGCCCUCCAUCAACAGUUGACAACGGCCAUCUUAAACCCCGAUGGCUCCACACGCGCCAAUGCCACCGAUCCGUCCCGGAGAGCAGUGCAGGCUCUCCGAAACCUUGUUUCUGUCAUCGUUCUCUACCUUCAACACUCCCCCAAUAAUAACAAUAAAGAGAACGGAAAUAAACAAAUCUCCCCGGACGAGACCUCCGAGCUCCUCUCUCUUCUCUCCCCAGAUCUGAAAAAGUUCCACUCGGCAAUUCCCUCCCUCAUCCCUAGCAUCACCGCCAUCCUCGCCGCGGACCUCACUCAUCUAAAAACCCUCGCCAACGCCUCACCCCCUGUCAACAACAGCAGCAACAAUGACAGACACAACUACCAAACCGCCACAAACACCACCUCCUUUUCCUCCUCCGCCCGCAUCGCAACCAACAAGAGCAAAAAUACCCAACCACGCCCCAGUAACCGUCUCCGCCCCCUCUCCCUCAAACCCUCCCCAACCGAUAUAUCCCUCCCAUCCCAACUCUCCAGCCGCUUGCGCACCCUCCGUACAAUCCAAUCGCACGACCUCCCCACAGCCCGGAACAAAAUGACAGUCACGGCCGCAGCUGUAUUGGCGGCCCAUGCGGAAGUGAUGGAGCGCGUGAUACAUAUCCUUGAGCGGGCCAAGCACGGCGUUUUAGCGCGCGGGGUGAAAGCGAGAGCGGACCAUGUGGCAGUCGUGUUGGAGGGGGUUGAAGGGAAGGUUUGUAUCAUGAGACACGAAAUGCUCUCUGCAAUCUACACGCCGGAAACCACAGCUGCGCUGACGCGUUACCGCGAUCAUCUGGGCGAUACGCGUCUGCGGUUGGAGGAGAGGAGGAAACAGGCGUUGUUAGAGCUCGAGGCGUACGAGCGGGCGGAUAUGGGGGAAAUGGGAAAACGAGAAGCUGCAGGUGUUGUGGAAGGUAAAGGUGACGAGGGUGGUGGUGGUGAUGGUUCAGGGAAGCCAGGAGCAAUGGUGGAGAUUGCAAGGAGCCUCCGUACACAAGGAAAAAGGCCUCAAAUACAAGUUACUCCCUACCCCGCUCCCCUCACUCGAACAAAUUCAACCGACAAACAACACAGUCAUAGUCCGAAAACUAUGACGGACGCCGACUCCCUCUCAAUCUACGACGAAAUUGAAAUCGAAGACAUGACCUACGACGCCACAUUACAGAUCUACCACUACCCAUGUCCCUGCGGCGACCGGUUCGAGAUCGGCGUUGCCGACCUGCGCGAUGGAGAGGAGAUCGCGGUGUGUCCCAGUUGCAGUUUGAUGGUUAGGGUUAUUUAUGAUUUGGAUGAUCUGCCUAAAGAAAGCGAUGCGAGCGCUGGUGCUAUCGCGAUUACUGCGUAA
Molecule: messenger RNA, 1413 nt
Organism: Histoplasma capsulatum G186AR
Lineage: Eukaryota; Fungi; Ascomycota; Eurotiomycetes; Onygenales; Ajellomycetaceae
Product: diphthamide biosynthesis protein
Exons: 5
Coding region: 1-1413 (470 amino acids)
Biological process (GO): protein histidyl modification to diphthamide
Molecular function (GO): metal ion binding
Source: RefSeq, a predicted model, not a curated record